This is a messenger RNA of Paralichthys olivaceus (Japanese flounder), 4037 nucleotides long. The record is from RefSeq and is a predicted model, not a curated record. NCBI's taxonomy places the organism in Eukaryota, Metazoa, Chordata, Actinopteri, Pleuronectiformes, Paralichthyidae.
UUUUUUUUUUAUUUCCCGCAAACUUCCCGGUGGAAACGAGCUCGUAGUCGCUUGUCGGACGAACCCGGAAGUGUGGCCCAUGUGUUGUGUCAUGUGCAGUCUGUGUCACAGCCACAGUUUGGUUUGACGAGUGAUGAUGUCACCUGCAGCUUCACAUCCUGGUUCACGUCUGUUCGCUCCGACAUGAAACGAAGAGGCGCCUACAGGUUCCUGUCGGUGUUCUCCUGCUUCGUCGUCUGCGCCUUCUUGUUUUUAUUUUGGUUCUUCAUAUUUUACUCCAUGGUGCAGGCACCGUGAAGUAAAGAGACACAUUUCUGCCGCGGUUUGCUAACCUGGGAUAGCCCGACGAGCUAAUUACCCACACUGCACUGCUUUAUUGACAACAUCCCCGGCUUGUCACAUGAUCACCCUAACCAGGAAGUCAAGAUUUUCUGAUUACACAGCCAUCAAGAAACCUACAGUUGUUUCAUUGCACAAUUAGAACCCUGGUAGUAAAGUUGUGAUGGCGUCUGACACCAGUGGAGCAGCGUCCUCUGCUGCGGACCUCAAGCUGCAGUUUGCUCCCUUCAGCAGCGCCCUGGAGGCAGGUUUCUGGCACCAGCUCACUCAGAAGAAACUCAAUGAGUACAGGCUGGAUGAGAGCCCAAAAUGUAUCAAAGGCUACUACUACAAUGGUGACCCCGUUGGUUUGCCCACACGCCUGACUUUGGAGUUCAGUGCAUUUGAUGCGGAUGGUCCCACCCCAGCCCAUUGCUGUCCAGCUAUUGGAACUCUGUAUAACACCAACACACUUGAUGCCUUUAAGACGACUGAUAAGAAGGCUCUGCUAGAGAAAGAGGCCAAAGAGAUAUGGGAUGACAUCCAGUCUGGAGCUGCGUUGAAGGACCCAUCCAUCCUCUCCAGAUUCAGUCUGUUGACCUUUGCAGACUUAAAGAAGUACCACUUUUAUUAUUGGUUCUGCUUCCCUGCACUCUGCUUCCCGGAGGCAAUAAAGAUGAUCCAGCAGCCUUCUGUCCUCGAGCAAGUUUUCUCAGCAAAACAGAUCGCAGCCUUGCAGGAGGCCUAUGACGCCCUGGGGAUCAAAAGAGGAACCAGUGCUGUUCCUUAUUUCCUAAUGAAGUACACAGAUGACACAGUUCAGCUGGCUCCCCUUGGGGACUGGGAUACUUUCUUCACUGAGGGGUCUAAGCUGGACACAGUGGAGGUGCUGUGUUUCAGGGACAGAACUCUUCAGGGAAGCCGCUCCAUUCAGCACAGCUUAAUCUUCCAAGUCAAACUACCUGAACUUCCCGUCAACUCAGCAUGUCCUAAGAGCGUAGGUUGGGAGAAGAACCCUAAGGGUGCCAUGGGACCCAGGAUGGUGAACCUAAGUGAAUGCAUGGACCCUAAAAGACUUGCAGAGUCCUCAGUGGAUCUGAACCUGAAGCUCAUGAGAUGGAGGCUAGUUCCUUCGCUGGACCUGGAGAAGGUGGUCAACACAAAGUGUCUUCUUCUGGGAGCUGGGACUCUGGGCUGCAAUGUAGCCAGGACUCUGAUGGGAUGGGGAGUGAGACACAUCACAUUUGUAGACAACGCAAAGAUCUCGUACUCUAAUCCAGUUCGGCAGCCGCUCUACGAGUUUGAAGACUGUCUCGGAGGAGGGAAGUCCAAAGCCAUGGCCGCUGUCGACCGACUCACCAAAAUCUUUCCAGGGGUGAAUUCAGAGGGCUACAACAUGAGCAUCCCCAUGCCCGGUCACCCAGUGAAUUUCUCUCCGGACACUCAGGCCCAGGCCCAGAGGGAUGUCGAGCAGCUGGAGAAACUCAUCUCCGAACAUGAUGUGGUUUUCUUACUGAUGGAUACGAGGGAGAGCCGCUGGCUGCCGACAGUGAUAGCUGCCAGCAAGAGGAAGCUGGUGGUGAAUGCUGCUUUAGGCUUCGACACGUUUGUGGUGAUGCGCCAUGGGCUGAAGAAACCCCCUGUCAGUCAGAAUGUUUCUGCAGGCGCAGACUCUUCCCCUUCCUGUUCUUCUGCCUCCUCUUCAUCCUCCACACCAGCCGGCUCUGCGCCCUCCUGCCCAGGAUCCUCUCUGUUCUCCAACAUCCCAGGACACAAGCUGGGCUGCUACUUCUGCAACGAUGUUGUGGCACCAGGAGAUUCGACCAGGGAUCGGACUCUGGAUCAGCAGUGCACAGUCAGUAGACCAGGUCUUGCCAUGAUUGCUGGAGCCCUGGCUGUUGAGAUGAUGGUGUCCAUUCUGCAGCACAGUGAAGGCGGCUAUGCAGUGGCAAGUAGCAGUGACGACCGAAUGAAUGAACCUCCCACUUCUCUGGGUCUUGUGCCACAUCAGAUCCGAGGUUUUCUCGCGAGGUUCGACAACGUCCUUCCUGCCAGCCUGGCCUUCGACAAAUGCACCGCGUGUUCACCCACUGUCCUGGAUCACUAUGAGAGGGAAGGUUUUAACUUCCUGUCCAAAGUUUUUAAUUCUUCCCACUCUUUCCUGGAAGACCUGACAGGGCUGACAUUGUUGCACCAGGAGACGCAGGCAGCAGAGAUUUGGGACAUGAGCGACGACGAGAGCAUCUGAAGGGCGAACAAACCAACGGACUGGACUGUGGCCUCCACGUUUCUGUCUGGUCCUCCUCAAUAGAUCUCAACAUUCACAAAGGACAAGUGGAGUGAAAGACUCGCUGAGGGCUUUGUGGACGACACUGAACCCAACCAUGAAAUUUACGUCAUCACAACCAAGAACAUUACAACAUUGAUGCUGAAAUUAAAAUUCCAGUUCGUCUUUAUUUGGAUUCAAGACCAGAAAAAAUAGAACAAAUAGAAAUUCAGAGGUGGGUAAUAGUUCAAUUAAAAAUGAUACGAACAGUUAAAAAAUUUGAUUUUUUUUACUCCUGUUAAUUAAUCACGUACUUAAAGGAAAUGUAUGAUGCUUUGUUCUGUGUUUUUUUUGGUUGUAUGGUUUUUUUUUUUGCGUUUGUCUCCUCCUUCUUUUAGUUUUAGGCGGAUGGCACCAACAUCAUGAUGUCACGUGACCUCUCGAUGCCCCACAUAAUGCACAUGUAGUCUGUUAGUCUGGCAUGUUCCAGAACAAAGCCAGGUGAAGCGAACGCGGAGGGCUGACAUUUCCUACAAUGGUUGAUCAAUCCCAACGGAGGGGCCAAUCAGAGCCCAGAUAAAGCCUCACAGGGAGUGUUUCAGACAGAGGCUGAGCGGAGGAGCUGAUGUUUGAGGACAGUUUAUUUGAAUCUGAACGUGAGCAGAAUACGUCUCCUUCAGUCACAUUCAUUCGGAAUCAGCUCGAUUCCUUGAGCUAAAACACAAAACACUCCACAUUUCCACUUAUUGACUUUUCUGAGACGGCUUCAGUGAACAGUCGCAGGUUGAGUCUCUCCGUCAGCACAAGUACUGGAUUUGCUGAGGAGCCGUUUUUUUUGGAAGGACUUUGACAAACUACAUCUGCUCACUCACUCAGUUUGAGCUUCAGAUGAAUUAUGAAAACCCAAAACACGGUGGACAACUCAGCACAUCCAUCCGUCUCCCCGUCUGUGAUACAUACAGUUGUUAAUACUUAAACCAGCAUCACUCUUGAGGAAACGUGCACAGAUGUGACUGAGCAGCAACACAACAGUGGCUCCUGAUACAGAAAAUAUUUACUCUUGCUUCAGAAAAAACCUGGAGAAACUUAAGCGCUUCGUUACGUAUGUGUUGACGCAUGCAUUUGUUUUUUUACUCUGUGCUGAUCUGCUGACGUGUGUAAUAAUUUCAGUGUUAAGAAACGUAUACAACAGCUACUUAAGAACAAGGAUUAGUGGAAUGAGAAGCUUGGAAAGCUUGAAGGUUGGAAAUAAACAGAAUAAUUAAAUAUAAUCCCACAAUUUAAGACUUUUACCUCCAGAUUCAUUGUCACACGUGAGAUUAAACUCAGGAUUCAGACUUUUGUUUCCAUAAUUCUUAUUUCUCAGUUUUUGUUUUUUUUACCUAAUUCUCAUCUUGAAAUAUUUCACCAAAAACAGGGAUGAAAUGUGUCUGUUAUUAAACUGUUAACACCA